Molecule: messenger RNA, 3753 nt
Organism: Hippocampus comes (tiger tail seahorse)
Lineage: Eukaryota; Metazoa; Chordata; Actinopteri; Syngnathiformes; Syngnathidae
Gene: dnajc6
Product: DnaJ (Hsp40) homolog, subfamily C, member 6
Exons: 19
Coding region: 497-3205 (902 amino acids)
Biological process (GO): synaptic vesicle uncoating; clathrin-dependent endocytosis
Cellular component (GO): intracellular membrane-bounded organelle; vesicle; postsynaptic density
Molecular function (GO): clathrin binding
Source: RefSeq, a predicted model, not a curated record
CCAGUCCAGGUUUUACCAGGUUGCUCCAGUCAUUGCAGUGCAUACGGAAUGCACUGAGGGGCGCAGUUCGGCGGAUCCAUGUAGCGUGUGCUAGCACAGAAUUCACCCAACCACAUAUAAAAAUUCACCGCAAGAAGCUUGGAUGCUUUGUGGGCUCCUCCACCAGGAUGCGAACACAUCGCGUUGCUGUAGCCUGUUGCUGCCUCCCGGUGCAAACGCAUCUAUUAUCUAGCUACUAGGACAAUAAACGCGUUGACCUUUGACUUGCAGCUGAUGACAACGCAAAGGUCGCUGACAGACAGCGAGAAGCGUGGAAGCGCAUCUCAAUAGGACUGCGCUCCCGGGAGAAUGCUCAAAUACGUCCUGAAAGUUGGUCGAUAGUGGCAGAGAUAGCUUCAGUGCCGGCAGAGGAGGGGGAGGCAGCACACUCGCAGGCCCGGUAGCUGCUCUCCACGGACCGAAGGUCGGCCCCGGGAAAGAGGAAGACUGCAGCACCAUGGACAGCUCAGAUAUGGACGCCAACUAUGGGGGAGGACUGUUGGAUAUGGUCAAGGGCGGAGCUGGAAGGUUCUUCAGUAACUUCAAAGACAAUCUCAAGGAUACCCUAAAAGAUACAUCCACCAAGGUCAUGCAUCAGGUUGCCACGUACACUAAAGGGGAGCUAGACAUAGCCUACAUCACGUCACGAAUCAUAGUGAUGACCUACCCAGCAGAGGCUGUGCAGAUUGGCAACCAGAACCAUGUGGAGGACAUCCGAUCCUUCCUCGACAGUCGACACGCUGACCACUAUACCGUCUUCAACUUGUCACAGCGCAACUACCGCGGGGCAAAAUUCUCCAGCAGGGUUUCAGAGUGUAAUUGGCCUGCUCGCCAGGCUCCCAGCCUCCACAACCUCUUCGCUGUUUGUAAGAACAUGCAUAACUGGCUGAAGCAGAAUCCCAAGAAUGUGUGUGUCAUCACCUGCUCGGAUGGCCGGGCACCUUCAGGUGUCUUGGUUUGUGCCAUGUUUUGCUUCUGCCACCUCUUCAACAAUCCAGUUCCCGCCAUGCAACUCCUCAGCGCAAAGAGACCAGGCUCGGGCCUGUGGCCGUCACACCGCAGGUACAUUGGGUAUGUAUGUAGCAUGGUGUCAGAGAAGCCCAGUCUGCCCCACACCAAGCCUCUGAUGAUCAAGGCUCUCGCCAUGAGUCCAGUUCCCUGUUUCAACAAACAACGGAGCGGCUGUCGGCCUUUCUGUGACGUCCUCAUUGGAGAGACCAAAAUCUUCACUACGGCACAGGAGCAUGAGAGAAUGAGAGAGCACCGAGUUCAAGAGGGCAAAGUGGUUUUUCCGCUAGGUGUCAGCGUGCAAGGAGAUGUCGUAGUUUCUGUCUAUCACAUGAGGUCCACCAUCGGGGGACGCCUGCAAGCCAAGGUGUCUAACACACAAAUUUUCCAGAUCCAGUUUCACACUGGCUUCAUUGCUCCUGGGACCACGAUGUUAAAAUUUAACAAACCAGAGCUGGACGCAUGUGACUCGCCAGACAAGUAUCCCCAGCUGUUUCAUGUGAUACUCGACGUGGAGGUGGAGAGCUUAGACAAGCAGAAAGACCUCACGCCGCCUUGGGAGCAGUUCCCAUCUAAAGACCUGAGUCCCAAUGUGCUUUUCUCCUGCCAUCAGGAACAUCAGGAUGCUCUCGCCAUUGCUGAGCCGAGCAGGCCACCCGCAGGCCGUGAUGGUCGAGGCCACGGUGAGGAGAGUGAGCCCUCUGACGACGAGAUGAUCUCUCUCUCCAGCCAGCGAAGCAGCACCAGCACAGCCCCCCGUAAAGGGGAUCAGCCUUCUCCAACGCCCGCGGAGCCCGAUCCGUCUGGGGAAGUAGAUCUUCUCGGCUUGGAUGGUGACGAGCUCAAGCAACCACCUCCCGUGACCCAACCUCCAGCUGCUGCAACUACUGACCUACUAGGGGACUUGUUUGGGGCUCCACCCCAGCCAACCAGCGGGCCAUCAUCCAACCACUCCACUCCACAUAAAACAGUACAGAGCUCUGCCUCGCCAUGUGCUUCUCCUGGCCCUCCAGUGUUUGACCCCUUCGGAGUCGGUCCUAUGCCGAAGCCUCAGGAGAUGAUGGGUUCGUUCCUCGGACCAGGUAACAUGGACCAGCCACAUUCCUUCUUGCAUGCCACUCGCUCUCCAUCCGCCACCUUGCAGCCCACAAGCUUUGGACGGAAUUCCCCCGUCCACCCUGUUACCCCGACUGUCAACAUCCAGCAGCAAAACGUCAUGGGAGGCUGGGAAUGGAACAGGACAGCCACGACAAGCGCAGGAGGCAGCCUGGGAAUGGGCAGUCGAUCAGCCACAACGAGCCCCACAAGUUCUGUCCACAGCACACCCACCCAUCAAAACAAGCCAAACACCCUGGACCCCUUUGCUGACAUCGGUAACCUCGGGGGAAGCCUUGGAGGAGGUUCUGGAUUCUCCAGCAAGCCCACUACACCAACAGGAACAACUCCUUCCUUUCCUCCCAUGGGCUCCCCAUCGCGGCCUCCUCCAUCUCCCCAGCAUGCAGGAGGGUGGCAGCCCCAUUCAGGCACUGGCUUCCCAUCAUGGCAGCCUAACACUAGCACAGGAGGCUGGCAACCACAAGGACAAGGACCCACUCCGCAGCCAAAGCCAAGUCCUAGCCAUACAUCCAUGCCUCACACUUCACCACAGAACCGACCCAACUAUAAUGUUAGUUUCUCCGCAGUUGGGGGUGGAUCACCCAGCGCUGCGGGCAAAGCGCAGACAGGAAUGGGCUCUAAGCCCAAGGCUUCCAAUGCCAACUUUGAUGACCUGCUGUCUGGUCAAGGCUUUGCAGGGGCCAAAGAGAAGAAAGGCCCCCGGACAAUAGCAGAAAUGCGGAAAGAGGAAAUGGCCAAAGAGAUGGACCCUGAGAAAAUCAAGAUUCUAGAAUGGAUUGAAGGGAAGGAGCGGAACAUCCGUGCCCUCUUGUCCACUAUGCAUACAGUAUUGUGGGAAGGAGAAACGCGCUGGAAGCCAGUUGGAAUGGCCGACCUGGUAACUCCAGAACAGGUCAAAAAGGUCUACCGCAAAGCAGUCCUCGUCGUCCACCCAGAUAAGGCAACAGGACAACCCUAUGAACAGUAUGCCAAGAUGAUAUUCAUGGAACUAAAUGAUGCCUGGUCCGAAUUUGAAAGCCAAGGACAAAAACCUCUUUACUAAAAAAUGGAGUGCAAGGGAAUACAGGAAGAGAAGAUCCUGACACUUUUCAUCUCUCUGGUCAAUAUUUGUGUUGGUACAGCCAUUUUUGGGUUCCCACCUCACAGUACUGUAUAGCCUCCUACUGUAUAACCUUUGUGCAAUAUUACCUCUCCCUUGUGGGGUGCACUUAGCUCUGAAGUAGCUCAGCAAUCAAAGCAGACACAAUGCAGUGUCUGGGCUCCAUUUGACUUGACGAGAUCAAACUAGAACAGUCGAUAGUGUGCACACAAGAUAAGAGAAAAACAUCAGUGAGUGGGCAGCGAACAAAUGAGGGAUCAUGUAAGUACACUAAUUGUUCCCAUUCACGGGCUUAGAAUGUUGCUAUUGACUCCCUCGGUUGUUUUGUAGGAACACCAAGAAUAAUUGUACAGAAAUUAACAAUACAAUAUUACAUGAUCAGUCGGAAAAAGGUGGAGUGCCCCCUACGGGUCGGGGAGGAGAUCUUGCCCCAAGUGGAGGAGUUUAAGUAUCUUUGGGUCUUGUUCACGAGUGACGGCAGGAGUGAGCGA